AUGGCAGAGACGUCUAAUACUCUCGUCUCAUCCAAGUCCUCACACUCCAGCCUCCACGCCCUGCUACAUCCCCUCGUCCUCCUCAAUAUCUCUGAUCACAUCACACGGCAUACAGUUAGACAGCAAAAGGGCCUGAUAGUAGGUGCGAUACUUGGACAACAGCAUGGCAGAUCUAUUACGCUAGAGCAUGUGUUUGACUGCAACCUGGUAACAACAUCCGGCGGAGAAGUGCUCUUACACCAGGCAUUCUUUAACGAGCGGUUACAGCAAUUUAAGGAUGUCCAUAAAUCUCCGGCGUUAGACCUGGUUGGCUGGUUCACCGUCACACCUCCUUCUGGACCUCUGCCCUCUCAGGUUUCCAUUCAUGAGCAGAUACUCCGGGAUUAUAACGAAGCUGCCAUACUUCUUGCAUUCCAUUCUUCUGAUGUUGAGAACACGUCUUCGACAGUUGGGAAACUUCCCGUUACCGUAUACGAAUCAGUCUAUGAAGGAGACAAUGCUGAUGAUGGUGACCGGCCGAUGCAAGGAGACAACCAGCAGCAAAAUUUAAUGUUGAAAUUUAGACCUGUGCCGUAUUCAGUCGAGACCGGAGAGGCAGAAAUGAUUAGUGUUGAUUCAAUAGCGACUGGAGGCGGCAACGCAACAGCAAUCCCGGAUAAACAACAGCAAAAGACAGAGCCCCAAACCCAAGAUAAAAGACAAAAGCUAUCGGAGUCUACCGAAAUUCACGUUCUUUCCCCUGAAGACGAGGACUUGAUUGCGAAUCUUACUACACGCCUCAGUGCUGUCAAAACCCUCCAGUCCCGCAUCCACCUCAUAAAAUGCUACCUCCAGUCGAUUGCAGAGCCUAGCACUGAUACACCCAUGACAUCACAAUCCCCUCUUAAACCAACACUCUCUCACCCCCUCCUUCGUAGCAUCUACUGCGUCAUAUCUCACCUAGCUCUGCUGAACCCUCAGAACUCGAAUGCUUUCUCCGUAGAGUCUCUAGCCCAGGCAAACGACGUUCUCCUCGCCGCCCUUCUGGGGGCUAUGGGUCAGAAUAUUCAACAGAUGCGAGAACUAGGCAAGAAAUUUUUAAUAGCUGACACAACGGCUCGCAACUCUGGUCAGGGUUCUCAACUGUCUGCCCGUAUGGGCGCCGAUUUGUUCCAUGGCUAG
Molecule: messenger RNA, 1161 nt
Organism: Microsporum canis CBS 113480
Lineage: Eukaryota; Fungi; Ascomycota; Eurotiomycetes; Onygenales; Arthrodermataceae
Product: signalosome subunit
Exons: 3
Coding region: 1-1161 (386 amino acids)
Biological process (GO): protein deneddylation
Cellular component (GO): COP9 signalosome
Molecular function (GO): metallopeptidase activity; protein binding
Source: RefSeq, a predicted model, not a curated record